Messenger RNA from Amphiprion ocellaris (clown anemonefish), 4131 nucleotides. Its product is annotated as tenascin-like. The coding region runs from base 1316 to 3439 and encodes 707 amino acids. The transcript has 15 exons. The record is from RefSeq and is a predicted model, not a curated record. NCBI's taxonomy places the organism in Eukaryota, Metazoa, Chordata, Actinopteri, Pomacentridae. Gene Ontology annotation, molecular function: protein binding.
UUUGUUUUACAGAAAUGGAUUAAUGUAAAUUAUUUAUUUUUGCCGGAAUUCUAAAUGAAACAUGUAGAAGAAAGUGAUUUUGAUGACAAUUUUAAGCUUAGAUUUGCUUAAUUGUCCUAAAGGAACUGCAUGUCACACAUGGUUAGUUCAAAGACUGUCAGAAAGUUGAAAAUCUAAGAAAUUUUCCUGCUUUACAGUUUCUACCUGUAAUAAAUGGGGUCAUUUUGGCAAUUUUUAAAAAAUAUCUUUCGAAACUGGGGGCAGUUUUUGGGAUUCAUGUGGUUAAAUGUCACUUUGACUGGAAAAUGAUCUCUUAAUAUUCUGCUGAAGCUUCCAGUCAUGGAAAUCACUGUCAUGCUGAAAGGGCUCAUCUUUUUUUGAUGAAGAUGAUGAAACUGUUAAAGAAAACUGUCGUGGAAUACUCAUUAUUGUUUCGUUUCAUUUUGAUUUAAACAGACUUGAGUCUGCUGUAGGUAAAUUAGAUAACUGCUUCUUGGAGUAACCAAACUCAAUAGAACAUUUGAUUACUUUGGAUGUUAUCUGGCUUAAAUGGGAUUUUGCCCAACAUUUUUUGAUGCUUGAGUAUUAUCUGCUAUUAGGAGCCUGUUGUGCCAUUAUGCUGGUAUGUCUGAACAGUUCCACUGAAAUGUGCACUGAAAAAAAGGUGUUGAUGAGUAUUCCUUCAUUCUCCAGCGUUUCAGUGUUUUAUGCUUGAGAGGUCUUUGAAUCCUAAACAUUAUGUUCAAUAUUUAUGAGCGCAAAACUUCGUGGUAAUCUAUCUGAUAGCUGUUGAGAUGCUUCAUCUGCAGCCCUGCUGGCAACGAGGCUGAAAACAAUAUCUCUGGGAUCGUGGCCCACAUCCCAUCUCUGACCUUCCCUCUCCAUCCAUCCAUUAUAACAAAUGCAGCACAUGUCUCGCCUCCUGUCAUCCACAGCUGAGCCUCGGGAGCGAGGAUGAUCCUGCCCUUUGCUACGGAGUCAUUCUGCAUCACUGAACUCUCUCCUGUCUGCCUGGCGCUGAAAUAAAGGCGUGCAGCUGGGUUCAGGCCCAGAGGCAUCAGAUUUUUCCCAUGUCCGUGAAGGCAGCAUCUACCUCCGGUCCGCACAUGCGCAGUGGCCUCCUGCAAGUCAGAUGGGCAGAAAAGUGUGUUUGUGUGAAAAUCACUAUUUGUGUCACUGUGAGUCUAUUAGGACCAAAAUCAGCAGCUUCCAGCCACUAUAACAAAGCUACGAUCGGAGUUGGCCUCCAUGAAGCAUGACAGGACCAGAAAUGGCAAAGCAAGCAGGACAACUUCACCAAAAGUAGGUUUAACUCAUGGAUUAUGGGCUGGUCAUCUUUGUGCUGACAGGAUCACUCGUCAGCAUUUCUUUUGCCCAGACUCGUCAGUACUUCUUUGUGAGCACGUCACUGAACUGGACUAAUGCUCAGAGUAUCUGCAGACGUGACUACACUGAUCUGGCCACCAUAGAAAGCACAGCUGACAUUGUUGAUGUUUCAAACACCACAUCCAAUUACACAGGCAAGGCUUGGAUUGGUCUUUACGAUGACUUGGAAAACAGUUGGAGAUGGUCCUUUAAUGACGGCAGCUUCUAUGGUGCCGGAGAGGAAACGUAUAGAAACUGGCUCUCAUCUCAACCCAAUAAUGUAGGAGGACAGCAGUACUGUGUGGAGCUUUUGAGUACGAGUCCAUUCUUUGGCUUAUGGGGUGACAGUGAAUGCAAUAUGACAAAACAAUUCGUGUGCUACAAUGGUACAGUGAAUGGCACAGCAUCGUUUGUUCUUGUUGAAACACCUUUAAACUGGACAGAUGCUCAGAUAUUCUGCAGGGCGAACUAUGUUGAUCUAGCCAGCAUACGAAAUUCCACAGAAAAUGCCGUUGUCACAUCCACAGCAAGGGGAAAUUUCGUGUGGAUCGGUCUGUAUCGCCAAAAAGUGUGGUCUGAUGGGAGCAACUCUCUGUUCCGACACUGGGCUGAUGAGCAGCCAGAUUCUGGCAGAGAGCGUUGUGUCGCUGCACAGUUCAAUAACUCAGGACGAUGGUCAGAUGAAGACUGCUCCCUCGCUUUCCCGUUCAUCUGUUUCACGACAAUUCCACCCAAUGCAGAAGGCUUCAGGACCAUAGCACAACUUGAGACCAGCAUCGCUCUGCAGUGGAAUAAAGUGAACGACAAUGUCGGCUUUAUCCUGCAGUUUAAUGGUUCAGAGACAAACUUCAUUGCACCGGCUGGAGAUGGACCAAUCACUCAUGCAGUGUCGUCUCUCACUGCUGGAACUUUUUACACUUUCACUCUUUUCUCAGUGUUUAAGAACGUCAGAAGCAGUGGAGUCAACAUCACUGCAGCUACUUAUCCUCCAACCACCGACAGCUUCAGAUCAACAGGACAAAAUGAGACCAGCAUCACUCUGCAGUGGAAUAAAGUGAACAACGAUGUCGGCUAUAUUCUGCAGUUUAAUGGUUCAGAGACAAACUUCAGUGCACCAGCUGGAGAUGGACCAAUAAAUCACACAGUCUCAUCUCUCUCUCCUGCUACUUACUACUUAUUCACUCUCUUCUCUGUGAUUGCAAACAUCAGAGGGACUGGAUUACAACUCUCAGCUGCUACUGAACCUCCAAUCGUCUACAGCUUCAGAUCAACAGGACAAAAUGAGACCAGCAUCACUCUGCAGUGGAAUCAAGUGAACGACAAUGUCAGCUAUAUUCUGCAGUUUAAUGGUUCAGAGACAAACUUCAGUGCAGCAGCUGGAGAUGGACCAAUAACUCACACAGUCUCAUCUCUCUCUCCUACUACUUACUACACAUUCAUACUCUUCUCUGUGUUUGAGAACGUCAGAAGCAGUGGUUUUGGAAUCGUUGCAUUUACAGCUCCUUCAAAUGCAGAAGGCUUCAGAUCAACAGGACAAAAUGAGACCAGCAUCACUCUGCAGUGGAAUCAAGUGAACAACAUUGUCGGCUAUAUUCUGCAGUUUAAUGGUUCAGAGACAAACUUCAUUGCAGCAGCUGGAGAUGGACCAAUAAAUCACACAGUCUCAUCUCUGACUGCUGGAACUAAAUACACAUUCACUCUGUUCUCUGUGUUUUGGCACAUCAGCAGUGGAGUCAACGUCACUGCAGUCACUGCUCCUCAGAAUGCAGAAGGCUUCAGAUCAACAGGACAAAAUGAGACCAGCAUCACUCUGCAGUGGAAUCAAGUGAACGGCAAUGUCAGCUAUAUUCUGCAGUUUAAUGGUUCAGAGACCAACUUCAGUGCAGCAGCUGGAGAUGGACCAAUAACUCACACAGUCUCAUCUCUGACUUCUGGAACUAAAUACACAUUCACUCUGUUCUCUGUGUUUGAGAACGUCAGAAGCAGUGGAGUCAACAUCGCUGCAGUCACUGGUAAGAUGCCAUGCUUAAUUCAUUUUGUAGUUAACUAUCUUUUGUCAUUGGCAAUAUACUAGAUGGAUAAUCAAACAUUUGAGUGUUUUGCAGAAAUAGUUUUUCGGCUAACGAUUGGUUUUUGGGCUUCAUGCAAUGUAGCGUCAGCAAACAAAAUUUUAACUUUGCAGCAACAGUCACAGAUUUUGAUAUUUUCUCUUCCUCCUUUCUGAUCUUUGCAGCUGCAUUUUAGUUUUCAAUUACAUUUCCUUGUUCCUUAUUAACUUCUGAGCUCUCUUUGUCUUUUUUUCCAUUCCUCUUUUUCCACGGCAACAUUCACUGUCCAUCCUACAACAGAAGGGCCAACGUAUGUUCUUGGACUGAACAUCAAAUUAACGUCAUUAAAUCCGCUGUCAGAAUCAGACAUGGAGAAUGUUGUGGCAGAGCUCUUCAGACAAUUAGGUUUGUCACCAGAAUUGCUUUCCCUGAAGAUUCAGUCUGUUGAGCGUUGAGACCAAUGAAGGAAAGGAGACAUGAAACGAAGGAAAGUGCAACGCAAAAAAAAAAAAAUAGGCAAACUUCUUUUCUCUUUAUAAAACAUCUCUUCAUGUGACAGUAUCAAGGAUUGUACUCGGUCUUUUCUGUAAGUUUACACAGCUUAGAAAUUAUGAAGUAUUUUGUCAGCAUUAGAACUGUUUUGUAAUUGUGUUAUGCAGUGUGUGUUGAAUUAUUCUGUGUAUUCUUGUCAACUGGAAAUAAAGUGUGACUCAUUCAA